AUGCGCCGGCCCGCAGGAAACUCGAUCAUCAUGGUGCAACUUAACGCCGAGAUCGUGGCCGCCGCCGCCGCAGCAGUCAACUUCACCCAAGUUGCACUUACACCUCCUCUAAACUGGGUUGCCGGAGACUUCCUAUUCCCAUCGCAGAUUAUCGCUGGGUAUCACGCCUCAUUGACGGAGUACGACGCCGCGGGUUGGUACGCGUAUGUACUCGACGCCUGCCAGUCCUACUCGGCUUGUACGUCAGCAUCUGCUUUUCAGGGAACGAAUAGUGGUAGCACAGGCGGUCGGUACUGGUUUGGCUAUGUAUAUCGGGGCGGUGCAACGGAUGAGUCGUUCUACGUUCGCGAUGAGGACGCCGCCUCAAAUGUGACGGAUUCGGUCGCGUACACGAUUGUCGGGUAA
Diaporthe amygdali is the source of this 405-nucleotide messenger RNA. RefSeq lists its product as uncharacterized. The transcript has 3 exons. The record is from RefSeq and is a predicted model, not a curated record. NCBI's taxonomy places the organism in Eukaryota, Fungi, Ascomycota, Sordariomycetes, Diaporthales, Diaporthaceae. Bases 1 to 405 code for a protein of 134 amino acids.